ACAUUCAUCUGCAAGAAAUGUCAUUGAAAGGUGUUUUGGCAUUUUGAAGUCAAGAUGGGCUAUCCUAAGAAGCCUAUCAUUUUAUCCCAUUAGGACAUAUAACCGAAUAAUAAUUGCUUGCUACCUCCUUCACAACUUAAUUCGUCAAGAAGGUGAUCCACUUGAAGAUGAAGUUGAAGAGCUUGAAGUUGAUGUUGAUAGGAUGGAUAACCCCCCAAUUCAAAACUUGGACACAUCUGAUGAAUGGGCUACAUUUAGGGAUAAUCUUGCAAAUGAAAUGUUCAAUGCUUUUACUUCUAAUAGGGCUUCUACAUGAAAGAGUUAUUUUAAGCCUUGUAAUUUUGUGACUUUACUUGCUGUAAUUUCAUUUCUACCAUACGUACCACUGUAACUUUGUGCUGGAAUAUAGUUUUAUUUGCUGAAUAUGGUGGAGACUUUGUGCUGGAACAGAGUUUAGUUGCUGGAAUAUGGUUUUAACCUUAUGACUUUAUCUGUUGGAAUAUAGUUUAUUUGUUGGGAUAUGGUUUUAACUUUGUGCUAACUUUAUUUGCUGGAAUAUUCUAUGUUUAUAGUCAACCAAACAUGUCAGAAAAAUCUGGAAAGUUAGAUAAGCAUGUGUGGACACCCGAAGAGGAUGAGCUGCUAAUUCAUUGCAUGAUGGUAUUGCAUGCUAAGGGUGAACUUAUGUGUGAGAAUGGUUUGAGGUCUGGUGUGUUGAACACUUUGAAAGAUAUGCUGUAUGAUUUAAUACCAGGAUGUUCUCUUAAGGCCCAUCCUCACAUACAGUCUAGGAUUAAGAAGCUAAAAACUAACUAUGGUGUGGUUUCUGACCUCCUCAAUUUAUUUGGAUUUGGUUGAAAUGCUGAGAGGAAAUGUGUGACAGCUCCUAAGGCAGUAUGGGAUGAGUAUGUAAAGGCGCACAAGGAGGCAGCUAAGUUCCGGAACAAGUCUUUCUCUUUUUAUGAUGAGCUUCAUGACAUGUUUGGCAAGGACAGGGCAACCGGCAAGGAUGCUCAAACAUGUGAAGAUGUCCUUGAGGAGCUUCAAGAUCAGAUUGGUUUGGACAAUUCAAUGCUUGAGGCUGACCCAGAUGCUGAUAUGGAUAUAUCACAUGUUAACACUUCACAUCCGGAAGACACUUCACAUGUCAACAAUCAAACUGAGCACAUUUCAUCUGAUGCAAGUUCAGGGUCCAAAAAGCGAAAGCGCACAAGAGCUGAUCGUGAUGACAUCUUACUCAAAGGUAUUGAGACAGUUGCUCGUUCAUUUUCUGAAGGUUUGAUGGAGGCAAGUGAUCGUCUGGGAAUGCGUCUGGAUAGGGUUGAACGUGAGAAACGUUUGGAUGGGAUGAAGGAGUCACUCUAUGGUGAUCUUAUGAAGAUUGAAGGACUUUCACACAAAGAAUGUAUGGCAGCUUAUGUCAAGAUGAUAUCUGAUGAGAAAACCUCUUUUGCCCAGCAAUCUCAAGCCAAGGUGCUUCAUCUCCAGCAACAACUUACAUCUCUCAAAAAGGGCAAUGAAAGCAUUUUAGACUACUACAACAAAGCCCUGAUGAUCAGUGAUUCUCUUGCUGCCUCUGGUAGCCCUGUUCCUGAUUCUGCUUUCAACGCCUAUCUUCUUGCUGGCUUAGGCACCGAUUAUGACUCAAUGUUCACUGUCUUAACCACUCUGAAAGCUCAGUUCAUUCCAAAAGACAUCCUCAGCCAUCUCCUCACCUAUGAAGCUUGA
Messenger RNA from Neltuma alba, 1728 nucleotides. RefSeq lists its product as uncharacterized. The record is from RefSeq and is a predicted model, not a curated record. The coding region runs from base 979 to 1728 and encodes 249 amino acids. Lineage: Eukaryota; Viridiplantae; Streptophyta; Magnoliopsida; Fabales; Fabaceae. The transcript is spliced from 3 exons.